CACUUCCUCCUUAUCGUUUCCCUGUAGACCUGCUCUUUCCGUUCACUCUUCUCCCUUCCCUUGUUCAUCGCCAUCUGCUAUCGACUUUGCUCCUUCUUAUCCCUACUUCGUACUCCGACAUCUGCUUCCCACCCAUGAUGGUCCUUGCAAUGCGAGCAGGCAGUCCUGCUCAUUGGUCCAUGGCGCUGAGACGGCCUCAUCACUAUCGGGCUGCCAGUCUCAUUCUACGAGGCAGGAUGCACAGCAACCACACGGAUGCCACGGGUGAUAUCGUCCGUCAAGACCUACCCUGCCGCUUCUUCACCUCGUCGACCGUUCAUCGCUACACAAGCCAGCCGCCCAAGAGCUCCUUGUCCUCGUCCUCGUCCUCGUCGUCCUCGACUUCUUCUCCCUCCUCCUCCUCCUCCUCAGCCGCGACGACAGGACUUUCGCACGAGGCUUCAGAGACUGCUUCCACCAACACUACUCGAGUCACCAGAAAGAGGCAGCCGAAACAGAGCUCCACAGAACCUUCAGGGCUCAUGGCACAGACUGCUUUGAAGAGGGAUGAUCGAACAAGCUCUGCCACAAGUAUUAACUCAGGGCUACGUUCAUCAGAGAAGGCAGGUGAGGACGUAAGGGGCGCCAUUGCCAAGGGUCGGUCAGGAUCACACCCCUCAAAAGGAGACACUCCGUCGGGUGACAGUAUUCAUGCAGCUAUGCCUUCGUCUACCAUUUACCCAUUACAAUCGCCGUACUCAAGUCCCUUCCAGUCGCGUGAUGUCACUGGUGGCGGUGGAGGAGGUGGUAGUGGUGGGGCUGGCGAGACUUACUCUGGUUCUGCCAGAAAGAACGGGAAUUCAUCGCAGUCCUCAGAGUGGAUGGGCAGUGUCCAGAAUCCACGAAUGAUUGUUCAACACUUGGACGAAUAUGUCAUAGGACAAGAAAAGGCGAAGAAGAUCCUAGCUGUCGCAGUCUAUAAUCACUACUCGCGUGUCAACGAAAACUUGCGCCAGCAACAGAUCCAAGAUUCAUUGACAGCCGUUGCGAACAAUCCACCGUCACCAUCCUCCAACGUCUACUAUAGCUCCAGUGUUUUGAUGAGUGAGGGACCUAGCACACCCGACCCGAUCAUCGAGCCAUACAGCCCAUCUACACCAUCGUCAUCACCAUCGGCCCCAACCUCUCCUGGACAGGACUCGACUCCUGACUCCAAGGAUCCCAGCACUAAUAGCAGUGCUGACCUGCAUGUGCCUGGAAGACAGGCCAUUCACUACCCACACCGACAACCUUGGAUCAAUUCUGCGACGAACGGACAUGGGAGCGGACACGGACAUGGGCAGAAUCCGCCAUCGAUGUUCUCCCAGCCGUAUGAUACCUAUCAGAAGCCACCGCCAUCUCCCCCAUCACAGCAGCAGGAGCAAGCGCGGAAAGCCGAUGGUCCACCCAAACCACCGCCUACCAUUUUUGACAAGAGUAACGUUCUCUUGUUGGGCCCCACAGGGUCAGGAAAGACCUUGUUAGCCCGGACACUAGCCAAGGUUCUCAAUGUCCCGUUCUCCAUGUCAGAUGCCACCCCGUUCACACAGGCAGGGUACGUUGGCGAAGAUGUCGAGAUGGUCAUUCAUCGCCUAUUGCAGAACUGCGAUUACAACAUCAAAAAGGCAGAGUGUGGAAUCGUGUUCAUUGACGAAAUUGACAAAAUUUCAAAGCGUCCCGACACUAUGUCGAUCUCGAAGGAUGUAUCUGGUGAAGGUGUCCAGCAGGCACUUUUGCGUAUGUUGGAGGGUACGGUUGUCAAUGUCACGGAAAAGAAUGGAUCCAAUUGGAACGGAUCAAAUACAGGUCGCAAAGGUGGCAUCCCCGGCAUUGGUGGACCUAGCUCUGGUGGUGGAGGACCGGGGGCGAAGGGCGAAAUCUACUCGGUCGAUACGAGUAAUAUUUUGUUCAUCCUGAGCGGUGCAUUCAUUGGACUGGAGAGAAUCGUUAUGGAUCGUGUCUCCAAGGGCUCGAUCGGUUUUGACGCGACAGUCCGAGCUCCGUCGUCCGAGCUUGGUUCGUCAAAGAGAGCCGCAGAUCAUGUCAGCCGGCUCCUGGAGCAGGUUGACCCAACUGAUUUGAUCAAGUUUGGGCUGAUUCCCGAAUUCAUUGGAAGAUUGCCUGUUGUUGCGUCAGUCAACCAUCUAGAUGAGGCAGCAUUGGUGCGCAUCUUGACAGAACCCCGUAACUCUCUUGUGAAGCAGUACCAGGGACUUUUUGGACUGGCCGACAUCAAGAUUCAUUUUUCACAGGCGGCUCUCUACACCAUUGCAGGCCAGGCUAUCGAGAAGCAAACAGGAGCCCGAGGUUUGCGCAGAAUCAUGGAAUCUUUGCUACUGGAUGUCAUGUAUGAAGCUCCAGGAUCGUCCAUCAAGCACAUAGUGAUUGACAAAGAGGUCACGCUGAGCAAGAAACCCGCAAUUUGCUUUGCGAGAGGCGCGGAGAAUGCUGUUACUGAGGCGCUGGAUCGUGAUGAUCAGGGGCUAUCUCCGAGGCAACUACAGCUGCAGUCUGGUAGUCAGGAUGAAGAACCACCUGCAGCGGAGGCAAUAUCUGUGUAAAAACAGAAUUGGAGAAUUACUAGAUCGACAUUCGUUUGUUGCUGCGGAUAUUGUCGUAAAUGAGCAAACAGGCACAGACGGAGUGCCAGCGGAACCUCACUCAUGUAAAUAAAUCAAGCUGUUGUGUAUA
Molecule: messenger RNA, 2709 nt
Organism: Gamsiella multidivaricata
Lineage: Eukaryota; Fungi; Mortierellomycota; Mortierellomycetes; Mortierellales; Mortierellaceae
Product: P-loop containing nucleoside triphosphate hydrolase protein
Exons: 8
Coding region: 135-2579 (814 amino acids)
Biological process (GO): proteolysis; protein catabolic process
Cellular component (GO): mitochondrial matrix
Molecular function (GO): ATP hydrolysis activity; ATP binding
Source: RefSeq, a predicted model, not a curated record